This is a messenger RNA of Heterotrigona itama, 2746 nucleotides long. Lineage: Eukaryota; Metazoa; Arthropoda; Insecta; Hymenoptera; Apidae. The record is from the annotation of a GenBank genome assembly.
AUGAUAUCCACAGGACCAAGGAUGUCAAAACGACUGAGCUUCUAUGGUCUAGUAGGCCUGGCGUCCCUUUGCAUCUUCUUCUUAGCAUUUAAUCAACGCUACAGCAGCUACCUUGAGCAUCGACUGCAGCCGGUGAUAUCGGCAUAUUUUAGAGGGUCCAUUGAAAAUGUCACGCUUACUGAAAUACAAGAAGUCGUUGAUCAACAGAGAAAGGCAAUUGAAAGAGAAAUGGAAGAUUAUAAAUAUCCCAAUGGAAGAUAUGGAGUUAAUGUCAGUAAACUGGAAGACUUAGUGUUAGAGAAAGGAGGAAGACCCAUGAGAAGUGUAAUUUUGACAAGUUGGCGAAGUGGUAGUACAUUUUUUGGAGAUGUGAUCAACGCGCAUCCGGCCAAUUUUUACCACUAUGAACCUCUUCUUGAUUUUGGAAUUGUACAAAUCAGGGGGCCACCACUUGCUGAUGAAGCUCUUAGAAACCUGGAGGCAUUAUUAAAAUGUGACUUUAGUAAUCUUGGUAGGUUUUCUAAUCGAUACUUGGAUUAUGGUAAAACGCAUCCUUGGGUCUUCAAUCAUAAUACUCAUUUAUGGAAACAGUGUCAGAUUCACAAAAAAAUUUGUUGGGAUCCACGAUUCGUUUCAAAAUUUUGCAAAUUAUUUCCCUUUCAAUCGAUGAAGGUUGUUCGUUUAAGACUGCGUGCCGCAGAAAAGCUUUUAGAACAGGAAGAUUUAGGAAUACGUUUAGUUCUAUUGAUUCGUGAUCCGAGAGGAAUUUUGCAAUCAAGGAAACAUCGAGAAUGGUGCCCCACUAAACCAGAUUGCUCUGAUCCUGCAUUGGUAUGUGCAGACAUGGUUUCAGACUUUAGUGCAGCUGUUCGACUAAUAAAAAAAUAUCCACGUACCUUUAGGGUGAUACGUUACGAAGACUUAUCUGUAGAUCCCUACCGACAUGUGAGGGAAUUAUACAAUUUUUACGGUUUGGACUUUCACGUAAACGUGAAGAAAUUUUUAGAUACACAUACAAAGAACGAUGUUGGUGGUGUCUCGAGUACUUUCCGAAAUUCAAAAGUAGCACCCUUUCACUGGCGAACAGAUCUCGAUUUCGAGGAAGUCGACGAAAUACAAAGAGUGUGUGCAGCUGCAAUGCGACUAUGGGGAUAUGUUAUGGCGUCGAACUCCAGCCACCAAAAAGAUUUCGACCCGCUCACAGACUACCAACUACAAUUAUGACAUGGGCGUAGUGCAUGAUAAAUGUCUAGUAUUUGUAUGUAACUACUACUGUGUAGAAUGGUUAUAAUUCUUAGCUUAUCUGCACAGAUUAUCGAAAUUAUCACAAGUGCCCUCAUUCAUAUUGAAAACGUGGUGCUGACAGUUUGUUCAGACAAGCGCUUAUGAACUCUUACUAUUAAUAAUUCUUUUUACCGAUCAGUUUUGGAUUGGUAAAAGAAAGAAAGAAAAAGAGAGAAAUAAUGAAAGAAGUAGAAAAUUAUUGGACCUCACAAGACCAAUGGUGAAACUCGUUCCUUAAAAAACUUAAGAGAUGCAUAAGUGCUCUUCUAGCUUGUUGCAUAAAAAACAAUCUCAAUCUAAGACCAGCGUGAAAAUUAGGAAAAGUUCCUAAGACCCUGGUGUGCAACAAGGAAACAUCCAUAUCAACGCAAAUAUUAAACGAACCUAAAUAAUAAUCUUUUUUAGAAUUCAAAGUUUAAAUAUCGCGGUGUUGGUAUAAUAAAUCUAAUACAUUAGGAUUUUCCACUGAAAUAUUGAAAAAAAAAAUAUGAUCCGACAUUCUUACAAAAUCUUCUUACAAAAUAUUAUUUUUCGCUAAAUCCUUAAGAAAAGUUUUAUUAAAACUUUGUGUAAUGUUAUUUCAUUGCGUAAUUUUAGUCUUUUCAAAGAUGAAUAUGUGCAUAUAAUUUUAGUUGCAAUAUUGGUUAUAUAAAUGAACAAAAUUUUAUUGUUCUUGAUUCGCAAUUGUUAUUAUUUCUGUCUUACACUCUAAUAUUGUUAUUGUUUUUUAAAACGUGUGUAAGAUCGAAAUUUCAAAAUUCGUAAGACAAAUCUGUAAAUAAUUAACACUAGUUAAAUAUUGGCGUAUCCAUUGUUGUAUUACAUCUCAGAUACUUUUCUUUAAGUAUAGUUUCCACGUAACCGGCCUUGAAGCCAAAAAUUAGAUAAUACAAUUAUAUUUGCACUAAUUUAAUAGAAAUUUAAAUUAAAAAAUAUCACUUAUGAUUUAGUAAAAAGAUUAGAAAAUCAAAUAAUUGAACAAAUGUUAUUGUCACUUUAUUUUAUGAAUUAUAUAUUUUUUUUUACUCAGUGUACUAGACAGUUGUUUGCAUGAAUUUUUACUAAAUAUGUACAUCAUACUUAUAAAAUAAUUUCUAUGGUUUUAAAUAUGUAAAUUCUGUUUAAGCAAUAAUUAUUUGUUUGUCAAAAAAGCAAUUUACAAAAGCAAUUGCUCAUUAGAGUUAGUUAAGUACAAGUGCUCAAUAUUGACAAAAUGUUACUUUAUAAUUAUAUCCGCAAUUAACACAUUUAAAUUAACUGGCUAUGUAAAUUUUUUUCGAAUUAUAUAUCGAUCAUUUAAUAUAUGUAUCGUCUAUUUUUGCAGUUUUAAUCGUUUUACUUUCAACCACAAUUAUUUUACUUACCGUUAACUUAAAUAUUUACAAGCAGAAGCAUUUUGUGAAUUUUUGUUCAUUAAUAAAACAACUCAUCUAGUCCAAAUUGUUUUUUAAUCCCAUUCAAA